This is a messenger RNA of Vicia faba (fava bean), 369 nucleotides long. NCBI's taxonomy places the organism in Eukaryota, Viridiplantae, Streptophyta, Magnoliopsida, Fabales, Fabaceae. The record is from the annotation of a GenBank genome assembly.
AUGGCUAGCGUAUCAUCAUCACUCCUUCUAGCAUCACCUUCUCCACUCUCCAUCCAAUUCCAAUCCUCCUCCUCCCACCUUUCCUUCUCUCGCUCCCAAAAUCUUCACUCACCGCUCACCACUUCAUCAUUGCCGUCGCUCUCAGCUUCUUCAAUCUCAUCUCUUUCACCAACCACUCCUUCUGUGUAUUGUGGCAGAGGCGAUAAGAAAACUGCUAAGGGAAAACGCUUCAAGCAUUCCUUUGGAAAUUCAAGACCAAGGAACAAGAACAAGGGUAGAGGACCACCUCGGAUUUAUGCUCCACCGGAUUCUACCAAAAAAGAUAAGCUUGAAGAUGAUGAAGUGCUUAAUAUUGACAUUAUCGAAUGA